Bubalus bubalis (water buffalo) is the source of this 1717-nucleotide messenger RNA. It is a transcript of the gene REEP4, whose product is annotated as receptor accessory protein 4. Gene Ontology annotation, molecular function: microtubule binding. Gene Ontology annotation, biological process: endoplasmic reticulum tubular network organization. Gene Ontology annotation, cellular component: endoplasmic reticulum tubular network; endoplasmic reticulum membrane; cytoplasmic microtubule. NCBI's taxonomy places the organism in Eukaryota, Metazoa, Chordata, Mammalia, Artiodactyla, Bovidae. The transcript is spliced from 8 exons. The record is from RefSeq and is a predicted model, not a curated record. The coding region runs from base 496 to 1206 and encodes 236 amino acids.
GCCUCUCUGCGCCUGCGCCCCGCGCCGGAGACCUGGGGUUGGGCAGCGCCCAGUUCCGUGCAACUUUCAAGUGAGUUGCAAACUCCGCCCCGAAGCCGGUGCCGGUGGCCCGGCGCACUGAGGUCCCGGGGACCCGCACGAGCGCAGGCUGCAACCAGCCACCCCUGGCCCGGGACCCGCAGCGCCCUUGGCAAGGGCCGAAAGCUUCGUUCUCCGGAGCAGGAAGUGCGGGUCAGAGCUGUAACUGUCAGAGCGGCGCGGCGGGGCGGAAGAGCGCGCUGGCGGGUACCGGCUCCCGAGUCGGUCCUGCCUGCCCCGGCCCGCUCAUCUCCCCUUUCCUCAGGCUUUCCGCACCGCGGAGUUAGUGAGCGGCGGGCUCCGCCUCCACAAAGGGGCAAGCCUAGCGCCCCUGUGGUUCCUACACCUCCACCGUGGCGUGAGCGUCCCUCUGGGCGUCUUCCUGGAGGGAUCUCCCUUCCUUCCCAAGGCUGCAGAAUGGUGUCGUGGAUGAUCUGUCGCCUGGUGGUGCUGGUGUUUGGGAUGCUGUACCCAGCUUAUGCUUCCUACAAGGCUGUGAAGACCAAGAACAUUCGUGAAUAUGUCCGAUGGAUGAUGUACUGGAUUGUCUUUGCACUCUUCAUGGCGGUGGAGACCUUCACGGACAUCUUUAUUUCCUGGUUCCCUUUCUACUACGAGAUCAAGAUGGCGUUUGUGCUGUGGCUGCUUUCGCCCUACACCAGGGGGGCCAGCAUGCUUUACCGAAAGUUUGUCCACCCAUCCUUGUCUCGCCAUGAGAAGGAAAUUGACACCUACAUUGUGCAAGCCAAGGAGCGCAGCUACGAGACGGUGCUCAGCUUUGGGAAGCGGGGCCUCAACAUUGCCGCCUCUGCUGCUGUGCAGGCUGCUACCAAGGUGGUGCAGCGGCUCCUGCUCCCUUGCAGAGUCAGGGUGCACUGGCCGGGAGGCUGCGGAGCUUCUCCAUGCAGGACCUGCGCACCAUCCCCGAUGGCCCCGCCCCCACCUACCAGGAUCCCCUCUACCUGGAGGACCAGGUACCCUGCCGCAGGCCACCUAUCGGGUACCGGGCAGGGGGCCUGCGAGAAAGUGACACCGAUAAUGAGUGUUGGUCCGACACCGAAGUGGUCCCCCAGCCACCAGCCCGGCCCCGAGAGAAGCCGCUGGGCCGCAGCCAGAGCCUGCGUGUGAUCAAGAGGAAGCCUCUGGCCCGGGAGGGCACCUCACGCUCCCUGAAGGUUCGGACAAGGAAAAAGACCGCACCCUCAGACAUGGACAGCUAGGGUCUGCGGAGCCAGGCCGGGUCUUACCUCCUGCCCUGCGGGGCGCUGGGGCCCUUCCUAGGGACCUCUGGCUGUACCAGCAGCCCUCCUGGCCCUCCUGGCUCUUGCUGACGGUUCGUGGCCGCGUGCAAGGCCGCACCCACGAUGUACCAAAGCAGACUGGGCUUACGGUUCUAUUUAUUACCUUCCUCGCUCCUCUACCUUCCCAGAUGUGGGAUCAGAGCCCUCCCCAGACCCCUGGAAAAUGAAACCCAAAGGUCACCCAGCUGUGUUCCUUCCUUCCUGUCCUUUAAAGUACUUGACAGCCUUUUCCAAGGCUUGUGUGUUGGGGGGGUUGGAGGGGUUGCUGAUUGUACGGUUUGUGUUGGUGAAUGAGGCUGGGUUUGUGGAAGUUUUGAUAAAUAAAUUCAUAAAAGUGC